AUGAGUUCCGUUAACGGUUGGGUGAAAGUUCAGCAACGAAUAAUUAUAAUAAUGCUACUAGUUGAAUACCCGGGAAAGUUGAAGGUCCAUCACUACCAUAUCCAUCGCACCGAGGGAAACUCCCUGAGCCUGCCUAACGGUCAUUCCAAUGGUUUCGCCAACGGUAUUGGUGGUGGUGCCGCCAACGGCAACUCAACCUCCAACUCCGGAGGUGGUGGUGGUGGCGGCGGUGUUGGUGGUGCUGGUGAAGCCCAAUUCUACCUUUCCGAAAAACAUGCCUUCCCGACCAUUAGUGAUGUUAUUCACUAUCACAAGCACAAUUCCGGUGGCCUGGUCGUGCGCCUGCGUUCUCCGCCGGUCAAGGAUCGCGAAAGCCCCGUCACCGCUGGUAUGGGCCUGGACGAAUUUGAGCUGGAUCCUGCUGAACUUCAAAUUGAUCGCGAUCCCAUCGGAAAGGGCCAGUUUGGGGUAGGUCGAAGACGACGACGACGUCUGUUUGUGCAGUAUUUUUUUUCGCAUAACCACCUUUCACCGCCCAUCAUCAGUCAAUCGGAUAACCAGUUUUCUGUGCAACCAGCCUUUCUGUUUACUACUUUCGGUAUGUUUAUGCAGUCAGUGUUCUCGUAA
This is a messenger RNA of Dibothriocephalus latus, 627 nucleotides long. NCBI's taxonomy places the organism in Eukaryota, Metazoa, Platyhelminthes, Cestoda, Diphyllobothriidea, Diphyllobothriidae. The record is from the annotation of a GenBank genome assembly.